AAAGAGCCACAAGGGCGAGGGUGAGAAUCAAUCGGGAGGGAAAUUCUAACCACUUGAGCUAGCCAUCAUUCUCUCCAUAUUGUAUUGUAAACGGCGAAAAAAAAUUUGAAGGGCAAUAUUGUCCACAACUAAAAAGGACAAAAGAGUGACCUAACUUUUGAAAAGAAAAGCGAAAAAGGACAACAAUGUAAAUUUAACACUCAUUAUAAGUUUCCUUUCCGAUCACACUCUGCUCUUCUCAUAUUCUCAUCAACCACCUUCCUUAUUAUCCCGGCUUUCUCUCUCCUCUCAUUUCUCUCUCUAUUAACCGUUAACUCUCAUUUCAGCUACCUAAUCAUUAAUAUUAUCACUCUAAAUAAAUUUUAAUUUAAUUAAACCCUUCAAUUUUCUGCUAAUUUCCGCCAUUAAAGCUCCAAAAUGAAGAAACAGAGAUCAACAAUGGCGGAAGCUUCAUCUUCAUUUACCAACUUGUUCGAUCUACUUAGCGAAGAACUCGUAUUUAUUAUCCUCGAUUAUCUCAACGACAACAAUCCGCAAGACAAGAAAUCAUUCUCUUUAGUAUGUAAAUCGUUUUAUUCAAUUGAAUCGAAGCAUCGUAGAACCCUAAAACCUCUUCGUUCUGAACAUUUGCCUUCAAUUCUUACUCGUUACCCGCAAAUUUCAACCCUAGAUUUGAGUCUUUGCCCUAGAAUCACCGAUUAUUCGCUCUCUGUAAUUGCUAUGGCAUGCGGUAAUACGCUGCGUUUUAUCGAUUUGUCGAGGUCGAAGUUCUUCUCUGGAAAUGGUUUGGCGGUUUUGGUGGCGAAUUGCCGGAGUUUGACGGCGUUAGAUUUGUCGAAUGCGACGGAAUUGCGGGAUUCGGCGGCGGCGGCGAUUGGUGAAGCGAAGAAUUUGGAGAAGCUUUGGUUAGGGCGGUGUAAAUUGAUUACUGAUAUUGGGAUUGGUUGUAUUGCUGUUGGAUGCCCUAAAUUGAAGACAAUUGGCUUGAAAUGGUGUUUGGGAAUUGGAGAUUUAGGUGUUGAACUUGUUGCUGUAAAGUGUAAAGAGCUCCGCAAUUUGGAUCUUUCAUAUUUGCCGAUCACUAGUAAAUGCUUACCAGCUAUAUUGAAGCUACAGUAUCUUGAAGAGCUGAUUCUAGAAGGUUGCUUUGGGAUCGACGAUGACAGCCUUAUUUUAUUGAAGCAAGGAUCUAAGUCACUGAAGAAUCUUGACAUAUCAAGUUGCCAGAAUGUGAGCGACACAGGGUUAUCUUCAUUGACUAGUGGGACUGGCUGUCUGCGACAAUUAACGUUAGCAUACGGCUCUCCUGUCACUCUUGAUCUUGCUCGUAGUUUACAGAGGCUGUCUAAAUUGCAAUCAAUCAAACUUGAUGGUUGCCUAGUUACAUGUUCUGGUCUUCAGGCCAUUGGGAACUAUUGUGCUUCACUACGGGAGCUGAGCUUGAGUAAAUGCUCUGGUGUGACUGAUGAAGGCUUGUCCUCUUUAGUUAAGAAGCAAAAGGAGCUCCGGAAGUUAGACAUUACAUGUUGUCGGAAGUUAACUUGCGUAUCUAUUGCCCAUGUUGCCUAUUCCUGCAUGUCUCUCACUUCUCUGAGGAUGGAAUCUUGUACUUUGGUUCCUAGGGAAGCCUUUGUUCUAAUUGGUCGGAAAUGCAAUUUACUUGAGGAACUUGACCUUACUGAUAAUGAGAUAGAUGAUGAAGGUCUAAAGUCCAUCUCCAAGUGCUCAAAUCUGUCGAUUCUUAAACUUGGAAUCUGUUUGAACAUAACCAAUGAGGGGCUGAAUUUUAUUGGAAAUCGCUGUUCAAAGCUUGUGGAACUUGACUUGUACAGGUCCAUGGAGAUCACCGAUUCAGGCAUCACAGCAAUUGCUCGUGGUUGUCCUAGUCUAGAAAUGAUCAACAUAUCCUACUGCAGUGGCAUCACAGAUGCUGCUUUGAUUUCUAUGUCAAAAUGUGCAAAAGUAAGCACCUUAGAAUGCCGUGGAUGUCCUCUCAUUACAUCUCUUGGUAUAGCAGCUAUUGCCGUUGGUUGUAAGCACCUCACCAAGUUAGAUAUAAAGAAGUGCUAUAAAAUCAACGAUUUUGGAGUCCUACCUCUCGCUCACUUUUCUCAGAAUCUUAAAGAGAUAAAUAUGUCUUGUACAUCGAUUACAGAUGUUGGAUUGUUGUCCCUAGCAAGCAUAGGCUGUUUACAGAGCAUGGUCAUUUUGCACUUGAAAGGCUUGAGCCCAAGAGGUUUAGCUGCAGCCCUACUGGCUUGUGGAGGGUUGACUAAAGUCAAGCUUCAUUCGUCAUUCAAAACCUUGCUUCCACAGCCACUUUUUGAACAUCUAGAAGCCCGUGGUUGUGUAUUCCAAUGGAGAGAGAAAAUGUUUCAGGAUGAGUUAGAAGAUUCCAAGUCUUGGAAACUGCAAGUAGCAGAACUGAACAAUGAGUCCUGAAACCUUUCUGUUUAGAAGAAAUUUUCAUUUUUUAAUUUGGUACGUCUUUUGUAUCAUUGUAUGUAAAAAGAAAAACCUACAGUAUAUGAUAUUUACUGACUAGUUUGUAACUCUACAAUAUUGUAUGGCUGUUAGUCUGUUACCCUCUUUGUAAUCUUUAAAAUCUGAAUAAAAUGUGCAUAUGUUCGAAGGUAAAA
Molecule: messenger RNA, 2639 nt
Organism: Chenopodium quinoa (quinoa)
Lineage: Eukaryota; Viridiplantae; Streptophyta; Magnoliopsida; Caryophyllales; Amaranthaceae
Product: F-box/LRR-repeat protein 3-like
Exons: 8
Coding region: 418-2442 (674 amino acids)
Biological process (GO): SCF-dependent proteasomal ubiquitin-dependent protein catabolic process
Cellular component (GO): SCF ubiquitin ligase complex
Molecular function (GO): protein binding
Source: RefSeq, a predicted model, not a curated record